Molecule: messenger RNA, 513 nt
Organism: Microsporum canis CBS 113480
Lineage: Eukaryota; Fungi; Ascomycota; Eurotiomycetes; Onygenales; Arthrodermataceae
Exons: 2
Coding region: 1-513 (170 amino acids)
Source: RefSeq, a predicted model, not a curated record
AUGGAAGAUGAAGAAAGAGGCCCGUCUAAGGAGAUGGCCUACACUCUUACACCCUACAAGACUACGGAUCUCUUCACUGUAACUCGCCUCCGGCCCAGCAUGUUCGAGCAAUACAGGCCUCACCACUCCUACGGCAGCAGCGGCGGUGCCCUGAGCCUCACCGGCCUGGAGACCAUGACCUCUGCCGAAAAGACGGCGCGCAUCCUCGCUGUGGCCAACGACAUGGCGGCGUCGAUCAUAUAUAUCGCCAAGCAGGCUGAAGCCGGCAACCUGACAAACAGCCAGACCAUCCCGAUCUACAACUUCAUCGACAGCAUCCUGGCGCUCGAGCGAGGUCAGAAGAAGAGCCUGAUGAGUGAGCUGGAGCAGCAAGACUCGCGCAUCGCGUUGAUGGAGAAGCAGCACCGGAAGGACAUCGAGGAGCUGACCAGGUGUGCCAUGGAGACGGUAUCGCGGAUGAAGGCGAGGAUCGAGCAGCUGGAGAAGACGAAGACAGCAAGCGAGACGAUAUGA